This is a messenger RNA of Dichomitus squalens LYAD-421 SS1, 1309 nucleotides long. RefSeq lists its product as uncharacterized. Gene Ontology annotation, biological process: (1->6)-beta-D-glucan biosynthetic process; cell wall biogenesis. The transcript has 5 exons. Bases 119 to 802 code for a protein of 227 amino acids. NCBI's taxonomy places the organism in Eukaryota, Fungi, Basidiomycota, Agaricomycetes, Polyporales, Polyporaceae. The record is from RefSeq and is a predicted model, not a curated record.
CGCAUUUUCAGCAGCCCUCCGGCUUUCGUCUUCCUCUCCUCUCUACACCGUCGUCGCUUUUCAGCGCACCAUACACUCUCUUAUCCAGUCCACUCCUUCUACAUCAAAUACACUAAAGAUGUUCUCCACCGCCCUCCUCGUCCUCGCCGCCGCGGUUUCUCCCGCGCUCGCGACCAUCUACGUAACCUCGCCCACCGCUUCGUCCCAGUGGACCGCUGGCCAGCAGCAGACCAUUUCCUGGCAGGAUGACGGCCAGUCGCCUUCGCUGGCCAACUUCGGUCCCUCCAAGGUCUCCGUCUACGUCGGCAACCAGAUCCAGCAGACCCCGGUCCAGGUGAUCACUCAGUCGGUCGACGUGUCCACCACCAGCUCGAUCGUUUUCACUCCUGAUGCGAGCACUGGCCAGAACGGCCAGUACUACUUCAUCCGCUUCGAGUCCCUUGGCCUCAAGGACGCUACCAAUGCCGCCUUCCCCGCGCUUGCGUUUUCCUCCAAGUACACUAUGUCGGGCAUGACUGGCACCUUCACUGCUGAAGAGCUGGCCCAGAUCUCUGCUGCUGUUUCCUCCGGUGCCGCGGCGACCACUAGCGCGGCUGCCUCCAGCGCCACCCCCGCGGGGACCACCACUACGUCCGCAACCGCGUCCAAGAUCACCACCAGCAAGGCUGUCUCUGGUACCUCUUCCGCUGCAUCCAGCACUGCCUCCACCAGCAAGAGUAACGGCGCAUCAACUCUGCCUCUCAGCGCGCUCACUGGCGUCGCGGGUGUUGCUGUCGCCAUAUUCGCCGCUAUGUAUAUGUAAGCGUGCGUGAUGAUCGGUGGACAUCUUGGUUGGCACGCACAUCGCGUCUCCCCUCUAUACUCGAUUUACGGUAGUUGAGACCCUCUGAAACAGCCGUCGGGCUCCUACGUCGACAGCUCUCUAUUCCCACUCCUCUCCUCACACUAUCUCGGUACCCAGCCUUCUACUUCACUUCUGGUCUAUCUCAAAUCAAUUCUUGUUUCUCUCGCUCCGCUUCGAAUUGGCUCCAACAGGAGAGAUACAGGAUCGUGUGUUCGACCGACUACUCCCGGUCCUCUCGCCUCGCUCGCUCCGUCCUUCGUCGGCUGCCGCACCUAUCACUCGAUCGUCUAAACCUCCCCGAUCGCUCAUGACCAUUGCACGAACCCCCUCACGCACGAGACGUACAAUGUAUAGGUAUAUAUGGCGUAGCAUAGCAUAGCUUUGGCUGAGGACCUUGGCUUUCGUUCUUUAAUGCACGUAUGCUGUUCUCUGACACUUCGUCGUGUGGCUUGUGCCACAACCGCU